AUGUCGGAUUCGUUUUUCUCGGACCCUACAAAGAAGAGAAAGCGUCCAUCGCGAGGACCCGAGAGGGCCAGAAAACAGCGUGCAGUAGCUUCAAAUGCCAAACAAAAAGAAGAUCACGAGAGCUCCAGCGAUAUAGACGAGGAGGAAGUGAAAAGUGAUAUAUUCGAUGAAUCGUCUGCAGCUGAAUCAGAGGAAGAAGAGGACAAUUCCAGUGAAGAUGAACACGCGGGUGAAAGUGCUGCAGAGAAAAGACGACGCAUGGCGAAGCAGUAUUUGAGCGAAUUACAGGCAGAAGCUGAGGUGUAUGACUUUGAUGCCAAGGAUUUAGACGAUGACAUUAUUGCUUCCAGGUUGCAGAGAGAUGUCUCUGAGCAACAGGGUCACGUUUACCAAUUCAUUGGUGACAAACUGCAGCUUGAAGAGGCAAAGAUAACCGUUGCUAGAGUUCCCAGCAUCGGAUUGACCGGGGUUGCAGUUCGGUAUCCUUAUGCCUACACAGUUUCGAAAGACAUGGAGCUUGCGAAGUGGAACGUGGAAGACGAAGACAAAAAGCCUGUCAAACUGAAGUUCGUCAAAGGAGGUCGCAAAUACACAGAAAUUUCAAAAGAGCAAAUGAACAACGGACAUUGUGACGAGAUACUCACGGUGGCCGUGAGUCCUGACGGCAAGUAUGUUGUCACGGGAGGUCGUGAUAAGCGCAUUAUUAUUUGGAGCAGCGAAAAUUUGGCUCCGAUCCGAGUUUUGGAGACCCGCGACCGUCGUGGAGAGGUCUUGGGACUGGCGUUCCGUCGAAAUACUGACCAGCUCUAUGCGGCGUGUGCUGACCUAAAAAUCAGAACCUACAGUGUCAAUCAACAAGCACAGCUGGAAACGCUUUAUGGACAUCAGGACUUGGUUGCUGAUAUCGCUGCUCUGGCUCAAGAAAGAUGUGUUACCGUGGGGUCUCGAGAUCGGACUGCUAUGCUAUGGAAAAUAGCUGAAGAGACAAGACUCACAUUCAGAGGCGGAGACACGCCAAAGGCGGGCAUUGAUUUUUACGCGGAAGGUAGCAUUGAUUGUGUCUCGAUGAUUGAUGACACUCAUUUUGUCACGGGGUCAGACAAUGGCAACGUAUGCCUAUGGUCUCUGGCCAAAAAGAAACCUUUAUAUACAGAGAGACAGGCACACGGCCUCGAGCCAGAGAAGGAACCCUGGAAGGCCAGCGCCGAGAGCAACCUAGAAGACGCACAGUUGCAAGUGCCGAAACCACAGCCCUAUUGGAUCACUUCCAUUUAUGCCGUUCCUUACAGUGAUGUUUUUUUCUCUGGGUCGUGGAAUGGUGAGAUUAAAGUUUGGAAGCUGGAGAAGGAUCUGCGCAAGUUUGUUCUGGUCGGCACCUUGGAAAGGGCAAAAGGCGUGGUUACGAAGAUUGGCGCCCAUCUCGAAGACGAGCAAGUGCGGGUAUAUGCGUCAUUAUCAAAAGAGCAUAGGCUGGGACGCUGGAUAGACGGAGCAAAAGGUGGCAGGAACGCGUUGUACUCAUGUGUGAUAAAGAUAAAAGGUAAUUAA
Ogataea haglerorum is the source of this 1548-nucleotide messenger RNA. RefSeq lists its product as uncharacterized. Gene Ontology annotation, cellular component: small-subunit processome. NCBI's taxonomy places the organism in Eukaryota, Fungi, Ascomycota, Pichiomycetes, Pichiales, Pichiaceae. Gene Ontology annotation, molecular function: protein binding; snoRNA binding. The transcript has a single exon. The record is from RefSeq and is a predicted model, not a curated record. The coding region runs from base 1 to 1548 and encodes 515 amino acids.